This is a messenger RNA of Papilio machaon (common yellow swallowtail), 1959 nucleotides long. RefSeq names its product probable glutamate receptor. Lineage: Eukaryota; Metazoa; Arthropoda; Insecta; Lepidoptera; Papilionidae. The record is from RefSeq and is a predicted model, not a curated record. Gene Ontology annotation, molecular function: ligand-gated monoatomic ion channel activity. Gene Ontology annotation, cellular component: membrane. The transcript has 11 exons. The coding region runs from base 1 to 1959 and encodes 652 amino acids.
AUGAACUUGCUUAUAAUCAUUUUAUUAUUUAGUGUAGCUAUUAAUUCUAUAUUAUCAAAAGCAAAAGACGUUGGACAAACCAUAAAUAUGAUGGUAUCGUUUUUAACUCUAGAUAAUCGACCAACAUCUCUCUUGAUACCAAAUUUGUGUUGGAGUCAGUAUGAACUAAAAAUGUUGGCUAAAGCAGUAUCAAAAGUUGGCAUAAGUUGGGCCAAUUCUCUGCAACCGAAUAGAAUGGAAAGCUUUCUGCAACAUAAUGUUAUUGUAGCAGAUUUAUCGUGUAAUGCAACAUAUCAAUUCUUGAAUACAGCAAACAAUCAAGGAUAUUUUAAGUCUCCAUAUCGAUGGCUGUUACUAGGUACCACAGAUGUAGACCCUUCCAAUACCCUGCAAGAUCUGAACAUGCUUGUCGAUAGCGAUGUAGUGGUUGCUACUAACGUGGGUGAAGGAAACUUUCUUCUAACUGAAGUCUAUAAAAUUUCGGAAAAAUCUGAAAUGAUUUUAGCAACCAGAGCUAUUUGGCGGCAAGCCAAAAAUAAUGGAUACGAUACUUCUAGUCAUUUUCUUAUCAAAGGAAGCAACCAUAACGAAACGAAUAGAAAUUUAUCGGAACUUAUAAAUAGAAAUGACGGUAAAAAAGUCAACGCACUUGCAAAAAUCUUAGAUAAUAACGGGGUUAUGGAAGAUUAUAGGAACACUAAAGUGCUCUCAAUUAGACGUCGUAAUCUGAGAAAACAUCCUCUUACAAUGGCCAAUGUCAUUACAGAUAGCAAUGAAACAAGGCGCCAUUUGGAUGAUAGAUUACAACUGCAUCAAGAUUCAAUAACAAAAAUGUCGUAUGCAAUCGUAAAAAUAUGUUUCCAAAUGUUGAAUGCUACAGAGAACUUGAUAUUCACUCACACGUGGGGUUACAGAGACAAGAAUGGUAACUGGCAGGGCAUCAUAGAUCAUUUGCUUAAGAAAGAAGCGGAUUUGGGAACUUUAACGAUCUUCACACAAGAGAGGAUGGAAAUCAUCGACUACAUAGCUAUGGCGGGCUCUACUGCUGUCAGAUUUGUCUUCCGCGAACCACCUCUGGCUCUCUUGUCUAAUAUCUUCACACUUCCGUUCACUGGAGCUGUCUGGAUAGCUGUCUCCAUCUGUAUAUUAGCAUGCGCUUUAUUUUUAUACAUCGCGUCUAAAUGGGAAGCCAGUGUUGCUACGCACCCGACGCAGCUUGGCGGCACGUGGGCGGACGUGUUCAUAUUGAUCCUGGGCGCCGUGUUACAGCAAGGGUGCACGCUAGAACCAAGAUAUGCUGCUGGUAGGUGUGUGACCCUCCUCCUAUUCCUAGCACUUACAAUCCUAUACUCCGCGUACUCCGCCAACAUUGUGGUGCUGCUGCGAGCUCCCAGCUCCUCGGUAAGGACUCUACCGGACCUCCUCAACUCACCAUUGAAGCUUGGCGCCAGUGAUUUUGAAUAUAAUAGAUAUUUCUUCAAGAAAUUAAAUGAACCAAUACGAAAAGCUAUUUACAAUAAGAAAAUAGCUCCGAAAGGAAAGAAGCCUAACUUUUAUAGUAUGAAAGAAGGCGUCGAGAAAAUAAGAAAAGGGCUGUUCGCAUUCCACAUGGAGCUGAAUCCUGGAUACAGACUGAUACAAGAAACUUACCAAGAAGAUGAGAAAUGUGACCUCGUGGAGAUUGACUACAUUAACGAGAUCGACCCAUGGAUACCGGGACAGAAGAGAUCACCUUUUAAGGAUUUGUUUAAAAUAAAUUUCAUAAAGAUCAGGGAGACGGGCAUCCAGGCGAACAAUCAGCAUCGCCUGCAGGUGUCUCGACCGCGGUGUUCAGGCACGCUCUCGGCGUUCAGCAGUGUCGGUUUGACCGACAUGAAACCGGCGGUACUCGCCGCAGUUUACGGCCUGGUACUCGCGCUUGCGGUGUUACUCAUUGAAAUCGCACAUAAACAAUUGUAA